Messenger RNA from Closterium sp. NIES-65, 4803 nucleotides. Lineage: Eukaryota; Viridiplantae; Streptophyta; Zygnematophyceae; Desmidiales; Closteriaceae. The record is from the annotation of a GenBank genome assembly.
AUGCCCGAAAUCUAUAACGAUCUCUGCCUUCCAUGGCGCUUCUUGCCUCAGUUGGAGCAGGAAGCUUCGCGGAUAGAGGAGGAGCAGCAGCAGCACGACAAGGAGGAGGCUGAGCUGGACAUAGAGGAGGAAGAGGACACCCCCGACUCCACCCUCCCGGACUCCCUCUCUCUGCUUCAUGAGGACAGAGCCAACACCGAAUCGUAUUCCCCUCAUUCUCUCCAAGAACAUGUCCUUCUCAAAUUCCUUUUCCUCCGGGACCUUCUGCCGCCCGUGCAGUUGGAGCAGGAAGCGUCGCGGAUCAAGGAGCAGCAGCAGCACGACAAGGAGGAGGCUGAGCUAGACAUAGAGGAGGAGGACGGCCCUGAUGACGACGCCCUCCCGGACGCUUUAUCCGGUGCUGACGUGGCUGCUGACGUGGACAAGGCCGGGGAUGACCUGCUGGAUUCCAGUGCCAACGUGGCGGCAGCUCAGGCUGCGGCAGCAAAGGCUGCAGCGGAGAAGGAGUCCCGGGGGAGGAGGGAGAACCAGCAGCAGGGGGAGAGGCAGAGGGAGGUGCCUGCUGGUGCAGGGUUGACUGCUGAGGCGCCUGGGAGGGACCCGCUUGAGCAUGGCACGGAGAAGAGGCUCUAUAUUGUCAUGAUCAGCAUCCAUGGGUUGGUGCGUGGAGAGAACAUGGAGCUGGGCCGAGACUCGGACACGGGCGGCCAGGUGAAAUACGUGGUGGAGAUCGCGAGAGCCCUGGCGUCCAUGCCUCAAGUGUACCGUGUGGAUCUGCUCACACGCCAGAUCGUUGCUCCUGGGGUCGAUUGGUCGUACGGAGAACCCUCAGAGAUGCUGAGCUCUCUCCGCUAUGACCCGGACGGGCUGAUAGCGGGGGAGAGCGUGGGCGCGUACAUUAUCCGCCUGCCGUGCGGGCCACGAGACCAGUACCUGCGCAAGGAGGCGCUGUGGCCGUACGUGGACGAGUUUGUGGACGGGGCUCUCACGCACAUCAUGCACAUGUCCAGGGAGCUGGCGGAUCAGAUCGGGGAUGGACAGCGCGUGUGGCCGUAUAUGAUCCACGGGCACUAUGCCGAUGCUGGGGACAUAGCAGCACUGCUCUCAGGUGCACUGAACGUGCCCAUGGUGUUAACAGGCCACUCUCUGGGCCGAAACAAGCUGGAGCAGCUGCUGAAGCAGGGCCGCAUGAGCCGCGCCGAGAUCAACACGCAGUACGCCAUCGACCGGCGCAUCGAAGCGGAGGAAUUUUCUCUCGACGCAGCAGAGCUGGUGGUGACGAGCACGCGGCAGGAGGUGGAGGAGCAGUGGGGGCUGUACGAUGGCUUUGAUGUGCGCCUGGAGAGGGUGCUGCGCGCCCGGCAGCUCCGAGGGGUCAGCUGCCACGGCCGCUUCAUGCCGCGCAUGGCGGUCAUCCCCCCAGGAAUGGAUUUCUCCAAUGUGGUCGUCCCAGACAUCGACGGCUCUGAUUCGCCCGGGCCUGAGCCUCCCAUCUGGGCCGAGGUGCGCAAGUUCUGGUCCAACCCGCACAAGCCCAUCAUCCUCGCCCUGGCUCGUCCCGACCCCAAGAAGAAUCUCACCACGCUUGUGCGCGCCUUUGGGGAGAGCCAGGCUUUAAGGGACCUCGCCAACCUGUGCCUGGUGAUGGGCAAUCGAGACGACAUUGACGCCAUGAGUGCGGGCAACGCUGAGGUGCUGACGACAGUGCUGAAGCUGAUAGACAAGUACGACCUGUACGGGCAGGUGGCCUACCCCAAGCACCACAAGCAGGCUGAAGUGCCCGACAUAUACGCCCUCGCUGCCAAGUCCAAGGGCGUGUUUGUGAACCCAGCGCUAGUGGAGCCAUUCGGCCUCACGCUCAUCGAGAUGGUAUUCUCUCCCUGUCGGCCUUCCCGUUUCCAUGGGGCCAUCUCUGUUCCAUCCCCUUCUCUCUUUCAUCCUCCCACUCCCCUGCCGUCUCCCACUCGCCCUCCCCUCGCCAUUCCAACCCCUGCCUUCCAUCCCCUUCUUCUCAUCUCAUGCCUUUCUCCAUUCGCCAUAUUUGCCCUCUUCCACACAUCACAGGCAGCAGCGCACGGCCUCCCCAUGGUGGCUACAAAGAACGGAGGCCCAGUUGACAUCCAGAAGAUGCUGAGCAACGGGCCGGUGGUAUAUCCGCUCCGCGUGGUUUUUGAGGCGCCUCAAAAAUCACCUCACUGCAGUGCAGGCCUGCAUGAUCCCAGCUGUAGCAACGGGCCGGUGAUGCUGAGCUACGGGCUGGUGGUGGAUCCACACGAUGCCAACGCCCUGAUGCUGAGCAACGGGCUGGUGGUGGACCCUCACGAUGCCAGUGCACUUUCAUCCGCGUUGCUACAGCUGGUGGCGGACAGGGCGCUGUGGACAGAUUGCCGCAAGUCAGCUCUGGCCAACAUUCACAAGUACUCCUGGCCGCAGGCACGUCAGGUGAGUUACUCAGGCGUUGCUGCAGCUGGUGGUGGGCAGAGCCUUUGGACUGAUUGCCACAAGUCAGCACUGGCCAACAUUCAGAAGUACUCUUGGCCGCAGGUGGGUGGAAGUGGGUGUGUGGUGGUGUUUGCUGGUGGGUUGUGGAGGGCAGCAGCACUCUUCGACCAGGUCGCUGCCUCUGCUACCCGAGCAAUCCACAUCUCCUCUUCCCCUUCACCCCUUGCCCCUUAUUUCCAACAGCACUGCGCGUCACUCCUCACCCGAGUCGCCCAGUCGCGUCUGCGCCACCCAGUGUGGAGGGCAGCAGCACUCUUCGACCAGGUCGCUGCUGCCGCCUCUUCACACUGCGCCUCUCUGUUAACCCGAGUGGCCCAGUCGCGUCUGCGCCACCCAGUGUGGAGGGCAGCAGCACUCUUCGAUCAGGUCGCAGCCGCCACCUCCUCCACCCACCCCUCCACCGGCCUGCACUCCGAAUCCCUCCGGGACAUUCAAGACCUCUCCCUGCGCCUCUCCUUCGACGGCAAGUUCUGGGGCGGAGGGUCCUUCCAAGGAGGCUCUAUGGAUCUCUCUUUCAUGCUUGAUAACCUCGGGGUUAUCCGGCCCGACGGCCGGUCCGCUAGUGGUUACGCGGCUGAGCCUUCUCAUGCUGCUGCUGGUGGUGGUUUUGGUGGUUCUGGUGGUCUUGGUGGGGGGGAGGGGCUGGGAGAAGGAGCAGCGUUGGGGAUUCACAACAGGCUGGGGAAUUACUCGUUUACUGGGGGUAUGGGGUCAGAGAGUGUUGGGCGGUACCGAGAAGGGGUGGGCGGGUCGGGGCGGCUGCAGGGGAUGCAGGAGGAAGGGGAGGACGGAGGAGCAGGAGGAGCAGGAGCAGGGGAGAAAGGGUCAGCAGCAGGAGCAGCAGCAGCAGCGGCUUUCGAGGGACUCCGGCUGAGAAGGAGGCGGCGGCUGAUCGUGGUUGCUGUGGAUGAAUACGACCCUGUUGGGCGGCCGGGUUCGUCUGUUCUGGACUCUCUGUGCGCCGCCCUGGAGGUGGCAUACCGGCACAACACGGGAACGUUAAGGGAGCGCGUUGUAUGGGGUAUGGGGCCGGGCGGGGAGAUUGGUGUGGUGCUGGCGACGGCACUGACAGCCAGAGAGACGGUGGCAAUGCUGACAGCAGCAGGAGUGGGGCUGAGGCAGCUUGAUGCGUUGAUAGCAGGGGGAGGGAGCGAGGUGUACUACUCUGUACCGUGCUCCACCGCAUCGGAACUUGGAGCAGCAGCAGCUGGGGGAACUGGAGCGGGAGCAGGAGCGGGAGCGGCAGCAGGAAUGGCAGCAGGUCUGGUAUCAGCCAUGGCUCCUCUGGAGGAUCGGGAAGGCUGGCAGUUGCUUCCCGAUCCGGACUACUUCGCGCAUAUUGAAUACCGGUGGAGCGCUGACGGUGUGCGCCGGUCCAUGGGACGAAUCCUGGCGCACGCUAUAAAGGGUACAGCAUCGGGUGGGGCUGCCAGUGCUGCCACCACUCCUGUGGCAGGCUCUGGCGGUGUUUUCCCUCCUCCUGCCGCUGCUCUCUCUGCUGCUGCUGCUGCUGCUGCUGGGAAUGGUGCUGCAGCUGCUGCCGGUAACGGGGCUGCUACUAACGAGGAGGAGUAUGUCCGCUCAAUCUCCUUCUCAGACGGGCUGACAGCAAUCGCCUCUGAGCCUGCAGCUCCCUCCACCCACUCAGGCAUCCCUGGGAGCAAGAGCGUGACUGGCAGCAGGCUGGGGGGUGCAGGGGCGGGAUCGAGAGGGGUGAGGGGGGCGGUGGGGAGCGGGCUGCUGCUGCAGCAGCAGCAGCUGCUGGCGGUGCAGCGCGUGUGUGUGGAGGAUGAGAUGAGAACCACGUCCCGGCGGCUGGCUUACCGAGUGCUUGACAUCGCUCAGAUGCCCACAGCAGCUGACUUGCGGCGCCGCCUGCGCCUACGUGGCUUGAGGUGCCACGUGGGCUACUGCCGUGCCGCCACGUGUCUUCACAUCCUGCCGCUCCACGCCUCUCGCUCACAGGCCCUCAGGUACCUCUGUGUCCGCUGGGGAUUGGAGCCUGCUGACCUGGCAGUCGUCGUCGGCAGUCCAGCUGGCGCUGACGGGGAUUACGCGCAGCUGCUCUCCGGCAUGCACCACACCCUCAUUCUGGAGCCUCCCCCUGCUGACGUGGCACAGCACCAAGGAGCAGCAGCGGCAGCAGGGAUGGAUCCGUUUGCAGAGUACAGGAGGAAGCUGCUGCAUGAGUUUGUGCCGCGCAGUGACGUGCAUCUGCCCAACCUGGUGAACGUGGAGGAUUCGUCAGAGGACAAAGUCAGUGCUCUCGCUGGAGCCUUGGAGAAGAUAGGCUUUGCAUAA